Molecule: messenger RNA, 306 nt
Organism: Fraxinus pennsylvanica
Lineage: Eukaryota; Viridiplantae; Streptophyta; Magnoliopsida; Lamiales; Oleaceae
Source: the annotation of a GenBank genome assembly
AUGGCAUCAAUGGCUGCCACUGCCAGCUCUACCACUCUUGUUAAGGCAACUCCAUUCUUGGGCCAAACCAACAAUGCUAGCCCUCUUAGGGAUGUUGUCUCUGUGGGAAAUGGGAAAUACACCAUGGGUAACGAUUUAUGGUACGGGCCAGACCGUGUCAAAUAUUUAGGACCCUUCUCGGCUCAGACUCCGUCAUACUUGACGGGAGAAUUCCCGGGUGAUUAUGGAUGGGACACUGCUGGUUUACCGGCUGAUCCCGAGGCCUUUACUAGGAACAGAGCACUUGAGUUAUACAGAUUUUCAUAA